Ceutorhynchus assimilis (cabbage seed weevil) is the source of this 1091-nucleotide messenger RNA. NCBI's taxonomy places the organism in Eukaryota, Metazoa, Arthropoda, Insecta, Coleoptera, Curculionidae. The record is from the annotation of a GenBank genome assembly.
AUCCAACCAAAUUUCAAUGCGCGUCACCUAAGUAUUACUUACACUCCUGAUAAAAUAAACAUCUCUUAUUUCCACCCUAUAACUUGCAUAAAAGCAAUAGCAUAGGUUAUGCAGAUAACUCAACUAUACAGGGUGAGUGAUUAUUGCCGGGGUCCUCGAUGCCGCCGUAUUAAAUCUAUCAGAAAUACAAAAGUCGCCUGAUGAAUAAUCAAGGUUCUAUUGAGCACCCUGGCACUAAUGACUGUAUUUUUAAAAUAUCCUAUAUUUCUUAUCACACAUGACACAUGUAUGAUACUUGUAAUAGUUUUAUUUUAGAGCAAUUGACGGCGACUGCUCAUAAUAACGAUAUUCAGCAAAUUAAAAAAGAUGUUGCAAACAUAAAACAAGACAUUUGCAAUAUUAAACAGGAAAUCAAAUUCCAGAACACCAAACUAAAUCUUAAUUUGGAUAAGAUUUAUGAUCUUUUAUCAGCCAAAAAAAAUAUCGCAUGUAACUGUGAAAACGAAUUUAUCAGGAAAAAUUAUGUUCCAAUUAUUCCUACUGAAGAUUUGUUAGAAAAAUACAAGUUCCCGCUCUCUUCCACUGCGGAUAUUUCUAUACUGGACGAAGAGAUUCGUAAUAAUAUUGAAUUUAAAGGGCAGUUGGUUUUAGCUUUAUCAAGAAUUGGAGGCACCAGUGGAAACGAAGACGGGGCAAAAAUAGCAUAUAAAAUAAUAGACUUUUUGUUUCGCCCAGAUGUGCUGGUAAAUUACACGUGGACGGGAAUAUCCAGAGGCAAAUCGAGUGAGAAAAUGACAUUUCAAAUACUGGAAGGGAUAGUUACUGUAUUGUUUGAAGUUAUUUCACUUGCCGAUAAUCGUCACACAAAGCAAAAGAAUGCUUACAUAUUGAAAGAGGGGAUUUUGAAACAUGCUAAAAAAAGAAGUCUGCGUAAAAGAGCAAUUAUUCUACCUAAAGAUCAAAUUAAUGAAAAUGUUGUUGAAAGCAGAGAGGAUGAUGAUGAAAAAGUAGGAUCCCAGAAUAAAGAAAUUUUAGAAACAGAUGAUAAUAAUUGAUAUUAUUUUGUUGUAAUGGAAUCAAUUUCUUUAAAU